GCGGUGCGAGGCGGGAGGCGGGCCGGGCGGCGGGGCGGGCCCGGAUGCAGUCGGCCCCGCGGCGCGGCCCCAGUUCCUGCCUGUGCCCUCAGCCCGGCGGGGCUCGCCCUGCGCAGCAUGUCGCUGGUGGCGGAGGCCUUCAUGAACCAGCUGGCCGCCGCAGAGCCUUGGCCUGAGAAUGCUGCGUUGUAUCAGCAACUGAAGGAGGACCAGAUUUUGCUCUCUGAUAAUGCAGCUUCCCUUGCUGUUCAGGCCUUCUUGCAAAUGUGCAAUCUGCCGGUUCGGGUGGUUUGCAGGGCCAAUGCCGAGUACAUGUCCCCAUCUGGCAAAGUGCCCUUUAUUCAUGUGGGAAACCAAGUAGUAUCUGAACUCGGGCCCAUAGUCCAGUUUGUGAAAGCCAAGGGCCAUUCUCUCAGCGAUGGGUUGGAUGAAGUCCAAAAAGCUGAGAUGAAAGCCUACAUGGAAUUAGUCAAUAAUAUGCUCCUGACAGCGGAGCUCUAUCUGCAGUGGUGUGAUGAUGUUACAGUAGAGGAGAUUACUCACCCAAGGUACGGCUCCCCUUACCCUUGGCCUCUUAACCGCAUUUUGUCCUAUCAGAAGCAAUGGGAGAUAAGGAGAAAGAUGAAGGCCAUUGGGUGGGCUGGCAAGUCACUUGAACAGGUGCUUGAAGAUGUAGACCAGUGUUGUCAGGCUCUUUCCCAGAGAUUAGGAACACAACCGUAUUUCUUCAAUAAGCAACCAACUGAAUUAGAUGCUCUGGUAUUUGGACAUCUGUUCACAAUCCUGACUACUCAACUAAUCACUGAUGAACUCUCUGAAAAAGUGAAAAACUACGGUAACCUCACAGCCUUUUGUAGGCGAAUAGAGCAGCAAUACUUCGAAGGUCAUGAUAAAGACAGCUCUGCAACUGCUUCAGCCAGAUCUGCUAAAAGGUCCUUACUGAGAUAAGCGUGGUGUUUGAUGGUCAUGGUGUGCUGCAUUUCAGUUUUGGUUUUUGUUGCUUAUUGAAUUGGUUUUCAAAAUGUUUAUUGAAUUUGUUUUGAAGCUGCCAAAUCAUUCUGAAGCAAGAGCUCCUCUCUAAAUGUAGUUUUAGUGUUGUAGAAUACACUGUGCACAUUUAACUUGAAAUGACUGUAUGGGCACUUGGAUUUCAAUAGGCUGCAUGCCACUUACUCUGAAGUGACCUUGGAAGAAUGUUGUAUCUGUAUUAAAAAGAAUAAAAUAUUUUAAAAAGUU
Molecule: messenger RNA, 1236 nt
Organism: Numida meleagris (helmeted guineafowl)
Lineage: Eukaryota; Metazoa; Chordata; Aves; Galliformes; Numididae
Gene: MTX2
Product: metaxin 2
Exons: 10
Coding region: 118-948 (276 amino acids)
Biological process (GO): mitochondrion organization
Cellular component (GO): SAM complex
Source: RefSeq, a predicted model, not a curated record